This is a messenger RNA of Soboliphyme baturini, 488 nucleotides long. NCBI's taxonomy places the organism in Eukaryota, Metazoa, Nematoda, Enoplea, Dioctophymatida, Soboliphymatidae. The record is from the annotation of a GenBank genome assembly.
UACUUCGACAAAAGCGUCAGAGGGGAUAUGGAUAUCACGGUGGUAGGUAUGGAUACGGUAGAGGAUAUUAUGGCGGACGAUAUGGUAGAGGUGGAUAUGGCCAUUACGGCGGUCAUCAUCACCACCACCACCAUCAUCACCACUAAUAGCCUGGUCGAGAUUUUUCUUCUACUAGUAGCUGCAUACAUGUGCAUAGACAACGAACAGACGAGCGGCUACCUACUAAUUAUCUUUGGCAAUGCUCUUUCGUCUAACAACAUGGCCGCAAUAAGAAAAAAGUUGGUGAUUGUUGGCGACGGAGCAUGCGGCAAAACUUGCCUUCUGAUAGUAUUUAGUAAAGAUCAGUUUCCGGAUGUUUACGUUCCGACUGUUUUUGAAAACUACGUUGCUGACAUUGAAGUCGAUGGAAAACAGGUAUUUAAAAGUUUUACUAUAUUUAUCUAUAAUAAACUGCUCUUUCUGUCUGUUUCUCUGUCCUAUACGUGAUA